This is a messenger RNA of Penaeus monodon (black tiger shrimp), 354 nucleotides long. RefSeq lists its product as uncharacterized. The record is from RefSeq and is a predicted model, not a curated record. The transcript has 3 exons. NCBI's taxonomy places the organism in Eukaryota, Metazoa, Arthropoda, Malacostraca, Decapoda, Penaeidae. The coding region runs from base 1 to 354 and encodes 117 amino acids.
AUGGCCCCGGAGAGUUCCGGGCCCCAUGGGAAAACGCCACAGGAACCUUCUGGACGUUUCCACAUCCCCCACAAGUGCCCAGUUUGCCCAGCGGGCCCCUUCGGGCCUUUCAGAAAAGGUCGCCUCAGCGUAACUACCUCUGAAACGGGCCAACCCCCUGGAAGCAAGGGAACCUUUUCCACCGGGGCACCCCACCAGUUCCCGUCCAAGGUGGGACCCCACCCCUUUACUUUUGUGUCAGGUAGCCCAAGGGGGCCCAAAAACAGGCUCGUCAGUUUGGCCACAUACCCCCGGAAACCCUCUGCACCUUUACUGCCCACCCCAAAUUUACGAGCCUCCCCCGGCCCCCCUUGA